AUGCUGCUCCUGGGCAUUGCGGCAUCACUGGUGAGUUGCACGGGAGGUGGGUAUAUCACACAGGCGGAGGAUUGGCCCGCAGGAGGAGGUGCGGCCGCUGGCCGAGGACCCUGGAGGGAGCAAUACAUCCCGUUGUCUGAGAAUUCCGGGUGUGGCCCGAACUUUCAUGAUGAUCCGGUUCCAGCGUGCCCUGAGGCUGGUGACCAAAGCCAUACGCUGUCCCAACCAGGCGUUGCUGUGCGCCCUGCAGGCUGCACUCAGGCUGACCAGGUGCUUGUGCAUUCAACUUGGUCGGGCAGUGCUCUCGCUCAGUCUGGUGAUCCAGGGGUUUCGGCCCUUUGGGCCAGCUUGCUGCAAGGGCUGGAGCAUAUGUGUCAUGUGCAAGUGCUUCAAGCUGUGGAGGCCCUAGAGGCGGGCCAAUAUAUUCUUGAAGAUACCUUUCCCUGGUUUGCUGCUGAGCUUGCUGUUGAAGCCGGUGAUGAUGUUCCUUGGCACGUUGCAGCCUCGGCUAUCAGGGAUGUCAUCGCAAAUCUUGAAUCCAAUGCCGACGGAAAGAAAUUGCUGUUAGUCAGCUCCAAUGUCACCAAGUGGCGCAAGUCCUUAGCAACCUUUCUUGCGGGGAUCAGGCCAGACCUCUGGCUGGUACAGGAAACACACAUUAAGGAGGAGCAAGGGGAUUUGCUGGCCACUCAUGUUGGGGCCUUUGGCUAUCAGGCCUUCAGCUUGCCAGGUGUUGGUUUUCAGUCUGUUGUUCUGCGCAUCCGGGGUGUUGAUAUCUUCCUCGUCAAUGUUUACUUGAAGACAGGGGAGGGCGACUUCAACGAAGACAUCAGUGUUCUGGUGACCACCAGUUUGGCGCAGGUUGCUCUGGCCCUCAGCCUGAUCUGGAGUCUGCCUGUGCCGGGCACUGGGGUAUCGGAGCAACAAUUUCGUCACCAUUCCAAAUUGUGGAUGCAGAAGCAGAGCGCAAGCUACGGUAAGUGGCUAAAGCAGGCUUCGUGUAAAGGCUUGCGUGGCCUUUUUACCAGUGUUAAAGCGGAUGAAGCUGUCCAGCUGCGCCCUUUCUUGCACCAGCCUGUGCAGGAGCGCAUCUACCUUAGGUGGAGGCAGUGGUUUGAGCUUUGGUCCGCGCCGGGUGGGGUCGACCCGGCGCUCCUCAGUGAUCUCAGGCAACGUGCCCGAAUGCAGGCCAAGGAGCUUGGGCCGAUUCCCCUAGAUCAGGCGGUUGCGGCGUUCAAGCGAGUGCCCAGCAAGGCACCAGGUCUAGACGGGUGGACAUUUGAGAUGUUAAAAAAUUUGCAGCGACCGGCUGUUGCAUCCAUCAUUUCAUUUCUUCACCACUGUGAAACUGAGGCCACUUGGCCUGCCCAGAUGGUGUUUGCACUUAUAGCCCUCAUCCCAAAAAGCGAGAAGCGGGAGAGACCAAUAGCACUUUUGCACGUGCUUUACCGCACUUGGGUGCGCAUGAGGUGGAAAUUGGUCUCCGAUUGGCAAUUCCAGUACUGUAAAGCCGCGGUCUGGGAUAAGGCAAUGCCGGGGAGUCAAGUGCUGGACGUCGCUUUGGGACGCUUACUUAGAGGCGAGGCGGCUAGACAGUCCGGUCAGCACUUAGUUACAAUUUUCAUUGAUAUGGAGACUUUCUAUGAUAGAUGCCGUUUUAAUGAUGUCAUUUCUUCUGGCCUUUCUUUGGGGUACCCUCCCCUGGUAUUGCACCAGGCCCUUCUUACGUACAUGGGCCCGCGUUUUCUUCAAUCUGAAGGGUCUUUGUGCCCGGCCAUUACUCCCACGAAGGGGGUCCUGGCUGGGUGCCCGGCCGCCCCGUCUAUCAGCAAACUUGUUGUGCACCCCAUUGCAGUUGCGGCCACUUCCAAGCGUGCGACAUCCAAUUUGGACGUAUGGAUAGAUGAUCUGUCCCUUGACUGUGUCGGUGCCUCGGCCAAGCAGAUUGCCUCAGACGCUGUGCUGCUGUUUCGCAGCCUGCGUACCAGCAUCGAGGCAACUGGUGCCCGUGACCACCGCGCGGCAUGUGUUGCUUGGGCCAUUGCGGCAUAUGAGCUUGCACCGGCUGCCUUUGAGCUCUUUGGUCGUGUCUCCGGUGCUUUCGACUUGACGGUGGACUGCAUCCCUGAAUGGCGGCGUUUGCUGAACGAGGAUGUUGAUUGUGAGGCCAAAGCCGUCAACAAUUUUGCGAUCCAGUGCACCGUUUGCCAGCUUUAUGUGGUUGAAGCUGAUACGAGCCGGUCCAUUGAGGAAUCCUUUGAGGCCAAAGAGUCAAAUCCUGCGGAGGUUGUGCAGCAAGGACACCUCCAAACAGACCCGUUUGUCGUUUCGGUGAGCUUCUCGGGCUGUUUCGAGGGCUUGCUGUGCUCCCUGGAUGCCCAUGCUGGUUCUUUUACGGAAGGCGGCCAUCGGCCGCGGCAUCUGCUGUCCGCACGGGAAGAAAAGUUUGUGUGGUCCACCUUGCCUGCAGAUGUGUGUUUGCAGUUUGAGCAGGCUGGCUUUAAAGUGCCGGCCCCGAAGCAGGAAGAUGUUGACCUACUCAGCCUUUUGCAGCGCAACCGUGAGGAUCUCCCCCAGGAAGUCCUGGACGCUCUGCCAGCAGCACCGGUCCCUAACCCAGUGCAGGAAGGCAAGGCUGCAGGUGUUGAGUGGCGCAACUCCGUCGGUAAGUUGCGCGACCUUGGCCAGCGCAAGCUGAAGCUGCAGGAAGACAUUGACCUGGCCAAGGCAAACCUUAGGGCCAUGCUGACGAAGAUGCAAGAUCUGCAGACCUCCAUCCAGGAGGCACAGACUGAGGUCAAUAAAGCCACUCAGGAGUAUGAAACCAAGGUUCUCACGCAGUGCAAUGAAGAGGCCAACCAUGGAGUCGAGUCUGUGUUGCAGGCCCUGGGGAUUCAGGAAGAGGCCCUUACGGAGGCCCAAAAGCGCAGUCUCGAAGCUCUCAAGAAGGAAAACGCAGACGAGGCCAAACGCCGCAAGACCCAGCAGCAGGAACAAUUCCCGCCUGGAUUGCUCCCGAAGUCUACGGCACCCCCGGCCGCCGAACCCCAGCAAAACGCCGCAGACGCUAAGGACUUGAACAGCCAGUCCGGCAAGGCGCGCAGUCGCUCGCCCAAGCGCGGUGACAAGGGUGACGUUUUGCGUGAUCUGGAAGUUUCGGAGCCAAGCGCAAGCCCUGACGCGUCAAACACCUUUUUCAAGUGCUGGCACUGUGGCCUCCCUUUCGUGCCAAAUGCCGUGGGAGUCCAGUUUUGCAUUUGCAGUGCCGAAAUCCAUGUCAAUUACGCAUCAAAACAUGCUCAGGCCAGCAUUUGCAGUGCUGACGUGGGCCUGGCCGUAGCCUCGCCACCGGGUUCGAGGCUCGGAUCUCCCUUGCAAGACCAGCCAGCCCAGCUCGCGGAUGGCUGUAUCCCGCCCACCGUCCCCUGCGGUGUGCAAGGUUGGGAAGAGCCUUGGUCGGAGCCUGACCUUUUGCACCUCGCCGAAGGGCUUGAGGAGCAAUGCCAGGAGGGCACCUUGGAACACUGGGCCCUUUUUAAGUCUUUGGAGGCCACUGAGAUUCAGGAUCACAGCCUUGAGACCUGGGCCCGCAUCGCUCGUGCUUCUGAGGACUCAGUCCACUCUGUUUCCUCGGGUCAGCCUCGUACUUUCAAGUUUGUCUCGGCAAAUGUGACUUCCUGGAGACCUGAACUUAGGCAGUGGCUGGUCUUUCACCAGUUUGAUGUGGCCUUGAUUCAGGAGCAUCACCUUUCGGAGAGGGCCUUUCAUGCUGAAACUGUGGCCCUUGCCAAGGCAGGCUACCAUGUCCAUGGCCAGCAUUCCCCUGUUCGCAAGCGGGAGAUUGGGGGUGUGAUGGUGUGUGUUAAGUCGCAUUUGCAGGCCAGACACGUUCACACCUUUCAGGAUCCUGAAACGGGCUGUGGUUUCGUAGCUGUCGCUAUUCGGGUGACGGGUUUCGACUUAGCCCUCUUGUCGCUGUAUCUUGAGUCAGGCAGCACUUUUGAAGGCCGGGCCAAUACCUUGGUCCUGUCCAAUAUGUAUGCAGUGAUUGCCUCGCUCAAGUGCCCGUGGUGCGUGGUUGGAGACUGGAACCUAGAUGCUUGUGAGGUCCUCGCCACCAGGCUUGAGGACCUCACAAAGGGUCGGUUACUUGGUACUGGGAUGCCUACUGCAGGCACCGCAGCCGAGCUUGACUAUGCACUGGUCCACCCCCGGUUGGCCUCGCAUCUUUCGCUUGAGCUUGCCUGGGAUGUUCCCUUUAAGCCCCAUGCGGCGCUUAAGUGCACCCUUCCUCUAAAGUCUUUGCAGGACCUCCAGCCAAAUUUGCGCUCCAUCACUGACUCCUUUGACCCCAUUCUUGACGACCAGCGCAAUUUGCAACCCCCGGUUGUGUCACCGCAGAGGGUCACCCUCCUUGAAAUCGAGGCUUGUGACCCCGCCUCCCUCGCCUUUGCGGAGUUUUCUGCCACCGCUGAGGCCUCAGGUUUACUCGGUAGGACCAUGGGCAGGGGGGUAAACUUGCCGACGAUUCGGCAGCCGGCCGUGUCGCAACCCCCCAAUGACUACCAGUGGUUUGGUCACGAGCACUCUGUCUGGUCCCAGCUCGCAGGCCGAUUCAAGGCUGGGGGGCCGCCCAAUGAAACCCUUUCCUUGCUCUCCAAGCUCGGCCCUGAGCAUCAUCAAUGGGCAGACGAAGCCCGGGACACUGUUUCAAAUCAUCGCGACCUCGCGGCCCUGAGGUCCCAUGCUGAGGCGCAGGCCAAGCUUGCUAAGACCGCUCAGCAGGGAGCGCAGGCUGAGUCAUAUCAACAAUGGCUGUUUGGAGCCCUGUCGGCUGGCAUGGGGCCGGUGUAUCGUGCUCUUAAAAGCCACGAACAGACUCUCGCCCGGCCCUUUCGGGACCAGUCGGCCCUUGCCCGGGCUUACUGUCGCAUGGAGUUCUGGAGCCGCAUCUGGGAUGCGUCAAUUGUGCCGCCGCAGCCUCACCUGUCUGCAGAGCGCCUCGCCUUAAGGGCUGAGGCCCUGCAGCAGGCGCAGGAUUUGUCACCGCUAUCUUGGGAGCAGGUCAAGACAGCGUGCCUGGCCACGGGCAACAAGAAGGGAGGCCUUGAUGGUUGGUCGUACAAGGCUCUGCGUAACCUCCCUGACUUCUGCUACCGACAGCUUGCGGGGCUCUUUCGUCUUGCUGAGACGGACCUUACUUUGCCGCUUCAAAUGCUUACGGUGCAGGUCGCCCUUCUUGCAAAAACCCCAGAAAAAGAGCGCCCCAUAUCUCUCACAUCGGUCCUUUGGCGAGUGUACAGCAAGCUGCGACGCCCGCUCCUGGAGAGCUGGUUAAAGGAGUACGCGGCAGAGGAUCAUAAGUUUCGCAAAGUUACUUUCAUAACUUUGUUCGUUGAUCUUGAAGGUUUCUAUGAUGGGGUAGAUUUUUCUCGACUGAUUUCACAGGGCAAAGCUUUGUCAUUUCCACCCUUGCUUUUGGAACUUAGUCUUCAGCUGUACAAUGGGCCUCGUUGUCUCCAUGGCGAGGGGGUCAGCACUGUUGCUUUGUGGCCCCAGAGGGGCAUCCUUCAGGGGUGCCCGUACGCACCCACGGUUGCAAAACUCACCACUCAUGCUCCGCUGCAGGGCAUCUCCCAGCACCGUGGGGUCAGCCAUGCCGAUUUAUGGCUUGAUGACAUCAGUGUCGAUGUGUCCCAUGCUGACCCGGAGGUUGCGGCCUCUUUGGCCCUGUCGGCAUCCAGGAAAUUGGAGGCCCUGCUUUCCGUUGAGAAGCUUCGCAUUAACAAAACCAAAACCAAGUUUGUUGUCAAUAGUGCCAAGGCGGCCAAAGCACUCAACAGUAUGCGUGUUGAAGGCGAUCCUCAGGUUGCUGACUUGGUCCGGGACCUUGGACUUGACUCGGCAGGUGCCAAGCGCAGAAGGGUUACGCAUGCUUUGAAACGCUUCAAGGUCGGCCGCGCCCGAAACCAGAAACUUCACCAACUUGGCACAGGCUGCAAAGCCCACAGGUUGUAUGCCACUUCCAUUCUUACGGCCGAGAUCUAUGGUUGCCAGGGACAGGGCUUGUCCCCCAAAAGGCUCAAGGUCGUUCGCGCAUCCAUCUCCAGGCAUGUUGGGCGGUCCAAGUGGGGCUCUGUCGACGUGUCUCUGGACUGUAUGUCCUUCCGUUGUCAAGACCCAUUGUUGACAGUUGUCCUUGCGCAGGCUGAUGCUUUGUAUAAAAUGUUCGGCCCCUCCACGGCACAAGGCUGGGAAAUCCUAGCCCGCACCUGGAAGGUGGCCUGGACUCGCCAAGAGGCGGCCGUGCAUGGAUGGAAGUGUGUUGCAGGCCCGGUUGCUGCUAUGGUGCAGUAUUGUAUUGAUUUGCGCAUCAAUGUCAGUGAUCCUCUGCGCUGGGUUCAUAGCAGCGGGGUUCUUCUGCUUGAUGUCACCAACCCUGGCCUUUUCCUGUCAGUUCGCCGCUUUCUCACUCAGGUUGUUGCCCUUGAAAGGGCUUCCCGCUUUGGUGCAGUCCUCACGGCCCAAGGUGCCCAGCAAGGAGUGGACUGGAAUGGUCCCAAAGGCUUGGACGACCCCGCAGGUCUCGGCCUCAGCUUUGGAAACCAGGGCCUUCUUCCGCCGGGCAGCACGGUGCCUCAGGGGGAGUCCCUCGCAAUCAUUGAAGCCCUCAAGGCCUUUGAGGCUGAAUUCCCUGGUCAGCUUUGGCGCCGCGAGCUCAAUGCCAAAGCAGACACUCUCGCAGGGUUGGUGGAGUCUCCACCCGAUCUAUUGCCAGUGCUUUUCAAUCUGCCAGCACCUCCGGUCAACCCUUCAGCUGGGCCCGUCGCCUCCUCUGCAGCGGCUGCCCCAAGGUUGCCGGAGUGCCAAGGCGAGGUCACUCAGUCCACAGGAGUGCAAGGAGCGGGGAUUAUCAUGGAAAUCAGCGGCGACGAUAGAGAACUGAGGAGGCUUGGCCGCCCCCAUCACCUCCACCAGGACCUCGUGCGGAGGCGAGACAUCGUGAAGAUGAAGAGCUUACCUUUGCAACGACUUCCAGAAGCUGAAGAGCCACCGGUGGACCAGGUGAAGCAUCCGGUGAACCACUACCAGCCAGCUCCGCCGGACCUUGAUAUGGUCCGCUACAUGAUGGCACUGACUGCGGAGGCCUCCCGUUUCUACAAUCUCAAGGAUCUUGGCUUUUUCAACUUUGGUGUUGAUGCCCGUGGCUUCAUUAUGAUGUGGGACACCGCAGACUGGCUUCCAUGGGAGGGUCAAAGGGCACACUGGCCGAACAGACAGCGUGCCUCGGCUUUCUGGAGCGCGGUCAAGAGGAGUGUUCCAGACCACUUUCAGGAGCUACUCCAGCUUGUCAGCAACGCCUCGCCUGAGGAGGUGAGUCAAGCUGCUCUGGCCGUCGAGUGGAAGGCUUGCGGUGCUCAGGAGCCCCGCUUUCUGCAGGAUCCUCGGCCUCUGGCCGUGGACUUCUCGCGCCACCGGAAUGAAAAGUUUGCUCCCCAGCAGGCCCUGCUGCAUAACUUUCCGCCACUGUGUGCCGACACUGCCUUGAAAGUUUACAGAGGGGCCAGAUACAUCAUUUCGGAUAGUGUUGUUUCGCCCAGAUGCUUCGGGGCAUCCGGCCUCAUGGCCGGAUGCCCCUAUGCGCCAGCAAUUGCCAAACUGGCACUAUUCCCGAGCCUUUCUUCAUUGCACAAGUCCAAACUUGCUGACAACAUCACGGCUUGGUUGGACGAUGUCAGUGUAGAUACUGAAGGCGCUCAAGCAGAGAAGACGGCACAUCGGGCUGUUCAAUCAUACCACUUGUUGAAGCAUGCCUUGCAGCAGGAUGGACUCCACAUGUCCAUCGCAAAAACGUGUUUUGUCUGCACGGAUUCACCAUCCGAAAAAUCUUUAAAAAAGCGUUUAGGCCCUGACGACCCGCCUAUCAUGUCCCUAGCGCGCGACUUAGGAACGGAUUACUCUGCAGCACGUCGUCGCAGGAUUACAGUUGCAAAGGCUCGUCAAGCAAAGGGCCAGGCCAGAGCAGGGCGUAUGCGAUCGCUCAAAGUUCCCUCCUUGUCCCACAAGUGGAGACUGUACAAAGGAGGCAUUUUCGCCUCUGCUGCUUGGGGUCAUCAGGCUCAGGGUAUCUCUCCGAAGCGUUUGAAGUGGCUGCGAGGGUGUGCUGCGCAGCAGUUGCAGCGACACAAGCUUGGCAGCCUUGAUUUGCUUUUCGAUUUGCAUAGCAAGUUUGAGGACCCUCUUAUCACUAUCUUAACACAGCACUUUGCCACGGUUGCUAAGGUUUUUCUUCGAUGGCCGGAGACACUGUGGGGUCAGCUCAAAACUUCUUGGAGCAGCACGUGGAGCCGACUCCAGGCUUCGCCGCACCCGUGGAAAUGUGUUUCUGGCCCGAUGGCGGCUGCGCAAGCCUAUCUCAUGCAACUUGAGAUCGAUGCUCACAGUUUGGAGCAUUGGAACUGGGAUGGUGAGGAUUUUGCCUGCACUUGGAAGGAACCCGGUUUUAAGGCACUCCUGUGUGAGAGGGUUAAAGCAAAACUUCUACAACUUCGGCAUGCCCGUAUUGCGGCGUUUGUGGAUGACCCUCUCCUUGCCGACGGUGUUGAUUGGGCCAGCCACAGGACCAGAACACAGCGUGAAACCAAACACAAGCGCACCACGAAGUGGCUUCAAGCUUUGUGGCAAGGCGCAGUGCUUCAUAACCAAAAUGGGGGCACUCAACAAUGCCCGCUCUGCCAUUGCGAUGCUUCAUGGUCGCACGUACUCCUUGAAUGCAAUUACUGGGCCGGGCGCCAUCGCGACCCACCUGAACAUUGGGCUGAGCUCAAGCAAAAAUGGCCUUCGGACAGUUUGUGGCAGCGAGGGCUUGUGCCCCAAAAGUGGACGAGGCAGCAUCGUCCAGAGUCUUCCUUGCAUUUGCAACGCGAAGGUCUAUGGACGACCAACAGCAAGCUGAGUGCAUCGUCUUAUGUUUUCAGCACUGAUGCCUCAGGAGGGCCGGAUAGUGUUGACUCCCGUUUACGUAUCGUUGCCUUUGCGCUGUUGGCUCUAACUAAAGAAGGUGAUGAGCUCACCUGCGUUGCAUCAAUCACAGGUUUUCUUCCAGUCGGCUCGUCGGUUGCAGAAGGCGAAACACAUGCGUUGCGACUCCUAGCUGAUAAUGUCGAUGGCUUUGCAGAUGUCACAUGUGACUGUCAAACGGCCAUUAAGAAAUCCCAUAGACUUGAUAAUCUUGAUUGUCAUUGGGUUCGGUCGCACCAAUCUGCAGAUGCUUUCAAAAAGGAGUUUGGGGCUGACCAGUUGUGGCGCAUGAAGGCCAACACUUUAGCUGAUGAUAAAUGUGGUAAGCUUGCUGCAACCCUUGUUAAUGUCAACUUUAAAAAUGAUGUGCAGGAGUUGGACCGUCUAGCUCAGCAGGUCUCGACUUUUCUUGCGGAACGUGUGGAGGUUUUGUUGACUUCCAAAAAAGAUCCUGCCCCCUUGGUUUUUGAAGAAAAACGAGGAGCGGCGAGAUUAGCCAGUCAGCGAGAGUCACAGUCCCAACGAGCCAUGCCCCAUCGUGCUGCAUCCCAGGCCGUUCGAUGCCCUGUCAACAGGCCUGUGUCGGGUGACACAGAGAGACAACACUUGGUAAGGCAGGGACAAGCUUUUGUUAAGACUAAGGCAGAGCCUAAGGUUAGGUUUGUACAGAGCGGUGAUGAGGCAUCUGAGACCUCAUUUAGGCCGCCCAGGCAGAGUAAGGAGCGAAAGCCCGGCAAGGCGGCACUCGCUUUGCACACAGUGUGGGAGAAGUUGACUCCCGAAGCCCGACUGGCGAUCGAAGAAGCCGGGUGGAGGCCUCCAUCCGCGGCAGCGGUUGUUCCGCCUCCGGGUCUCGGCGAUUUUGAUGUUGACAUGGAUGCAUCUGAGGCCUGCGAGGCUAAGCAGAAGCUGUGGUCUGAAGCCACGGAGCAGCAGAAAGAGCUCAUGCUCAAGGCAGGCCUCAAGCCGCCGGAGCAAACUCCGGCUCCCACCUCUUAUGAAGUUGGAACCGCAGCAAAUGCAGCUUUUCGUAAGGCCACGGUUGCACUGAAAUUGCUUGGAGACAAGAAGAUUAGCUUGCAGAAGCGUAUCGACCAAGCUAAGGAGCAAUACAACGCAAGACUGACCGAGAUGAAACAGUUGCAGACCAAAAUUGAAGAGGCGCAGCAACAGGUUGCAGAUGCGGGCGAGGAGCUUACCACCAAAGUCCUGGCCCAAGAUGAAUCUUUGAACGGCGAAAUUGCGCAGUUUCUUGAGAAGUUUGGGAUUUCCUUGACUGAAGAGCAGGAAGCAAAGAUUGCCGCAGUGCGUGCCGGCACACAUGGACCCCCUGACAGCCAGGCUUUUGACCUUAAGGCCGCAGCACCCAACACGCAAGAGGUGCCCAAGAAAUCUGAGCCAGCGCAGAACGGACAGCGUGGCACCAGAUCCAGGUCGCCAAGAAAGACGCAUGAGGCUGCCGCUGAGAAGGAGGAUCUGAUCCUUGAUUACAGAGUGCAGGCCAGGGUCUUCCGCCACAGGCCGUCCACUUUGCCACUGUGCUGGAGUGCUUGUGCUUCCGCCCGGAGGCAUGAAGGCACCCUUGAGUCCAGGCCCAUUUCUAGCCCGAACCCGUGUGCGCCUUCGGGAGUUUUCCUUAACCCCAAUUUGGCCUUUGCGAGUGGAUAUGCAUCGGGGCUUGAAGAGCUUGUGCAAGGGUGGCCUCCUUGUUUGAGUUGUGGCCAGAAUGCAGGCCAGCCUCACAUAUCCGCUGACUUGUCAGGUCCACGUUUCUUUCCUGCCAGUGCUGCUCAGGAGUGUGAUGAACAGGGCGAGGUGUCUGGUUCGCAGGAGCUCGCAACUGUGAGGCCUACAUGUAUCAGAGCACUCUCGUAUGGGCCUUCCACGAAUCGGAAAGCCCCUGUAUCCAGACGGGCCCGCCGGCGCCUCAACCGCCGAUUGCGACACGUGCUUGAGGGUUCAGGGACUUUUUCUGAUCCGAUUUCUCACGGUGGUGAUUUGCUUGACCCUUGUGCAGUUGCUUCGGUCCAUGCAGAAGUGGUUGAAGUUGACGGCUACAGGUCGCAGGCUGGCCAUGAAUUUUCAUUUCCGUUCCCUACCCCGUGUGUCUCCCAGUCUUGGGACCCUAGCCCCAAUUUUGAUUGCUGGGAUGCUACUCCUGGGCAUUGCGGCAUCACUGGUGAAUUGCACGGGCGGCCUGACCAGGACCAGCAUCUUUUGGGUUGCGCGGCUGCCAAUCUUGAUGCCAUGAGGGCCCCCAGGGCCCAGGAGGAGGGUGGUUGUUAUAGUGGUGGUGGUUUCUUUCAGGAGGAGGUGUGCCCGCUGGGCGAGGGUCCUGGGGGUCGGAAUUUUGGGAUUGCUUCCCUUAAUAGAGUUUCCCUCCAGGGUCCAGGAGGUGGGUAUAUCACACAGGCGGAGGAUUGGCCCGCAGGAGGAGGUGCGGCCGCUGGCCGAGGACCCUGGAGGGAGCAAUACAUCCCGUUGUCUGAGAAUUCCGGGUGUGGCCCGAACUUUCAUGAUGAUCCGGUUCCAGCGUGCCCUGAGGCUGGUGACCAAAGACAUACGAUGUCCCCACCAGGCGUUGCUGUGCGCCCUGCAGGCUGCUCUCAGGCUGACCAGGUGCUUGUGCAUUCAACUUGGUCGGGCAGUGCUCUCGCUCAGUCUGGUGAUCCAGGGGUUUCGGCCCUUUGGGCCAGCUUGCUGCAAGGGCUGGAGCAUAUGUGUCAUGUGCAAGUGCUUCAAGCUGUGGAGGCCCUAGAGGCGGGCCAAUAUAUUCUUGAAGAUACCUUUCCCUGGUUUGCUGCUGAGCUUGCUGUUGAAGCCGGUGAUGAUGUUCCUUGGCACGUUGCAGCCUCGGCUAUCAGGGAUGUCAUCGCAAAUCUUAACUCCAAUGCCGACGGAAAGAAAUUGCUGUUAGUCAGCUCCAAUGUCACCAAGUGGCGCAAGUCCUUAGCAACCUUUCUUGCGGGGAUCAGGCCAGACCUUUGGCUGGUACAGGAAACACACAUUAAGGAGGAGCAAGGGGAUUUGCUGGCCACUCAUGUUGGGGCCUUUGGCUAUCAGGCCUUCAGCUUGCCAGGUCACCCCACUGGGGGAGGUGGUAACUCAGGAGGCCUUGCGAUUGUGUUUAAGAAGCACCUUGAUGUCCGCAAAAGCCACCACUUCCUUCACCAAGGUGUUGGUUUUCAGUCUGUUGUUCUGCGCAUCCGGGGUGUUGAUUUCUUCCUCGUCAAUGUUUACUUGAAGACAGGGGAGGGUUUCCGGGGCCCGACUAAUGCCAUAAUUCUUUCCAAUUUGAUUCCCUUCCUUAGGUCGCUGCAAGGUGAAUUCCUUGUUGCAGGCGACUUCAACGAAGACAUCAGUGUUCUGGUGACCACCAGUUUGGCGCAGGAAGCUCGGGGCCAAUGGGUCCAUACGGGGGCUUCCACGUGCACAGGGGGUGGUAACAUUGAUUUUGGUUUAGUUUCCAAAGGGCUGGCCUUGGGAGUUUCGGUCCGGGCUGACUGGAUCACUCCGUUUGCUCCACAUGCUGCCUUACAUUGGUGCAUUGACAGGAGGCAGUGCGAGUUGAGGUUUCCCCAGCUUGUGGGUUUCAAGCCGAUGCCCAUUAUGCCGCAACCCUUUGAGCCUCCUUUGGCAGGUUGCUCUGGCCCUCAGCCUGAUCUGGAGUCUGCCUGUGCCGGGCACUGGGGUGGCUCCAUACCUGAGCCGGCCCUCACACAUACCUUUGAGCAGCUCAGUAGCUCUGUUGAGUUAUCGGUCUAUGGCUGCACUCAAGGUCGAGGCUGCCUGCCCAAAUUUCGCCGUGACAAACUCCUGCGCCAUACCUCACCUGUGGGUGCUUGGGGGGGGGCUCAGGCCUCUUUCUGGAAGCGGGUCCUUGUUUGGCUGGAACUUUCGGUGAAGCGGAGUUGUCCUGCACCCUUUGGCCACACAUUUUGGUCGCAGCUUGAAUUGAUGUGGCACGGAUCCACAGCCGAGCUCAGUGUUUUCCAAGUCCAGCUCGAUGCUGUUCUUAAAGGUGUUACGCCUUCGGCUUUUCCAGAGUUGAUUCAGGUAUCGGAGCAACAAUUUCGUCACCAUUCCAAAUUGUGGAUGCAGAAGCAGAGCGCAAGCUACGGUAAGUGGCUAAAGCAGGCUUCGUGUAAAGGCUUGCGUGGCCUUUUUACCAGUGUUAAAGCGGAUGAAGCUGUCCAGCUGCGCCCUUUCUUGCACCAGCCUGUGCAGGAGCGCAUCUACCUUAGGUGGAGGCAGUGGUUUGAGCUUUGGUCCGCGCCGGGUGGGGUCGACCCGGCGCUCCUCAGUGAUCUCAGGCAACGUGCCCGAAUGCAGGCCAAGGAGCUUGGGCCGAUUCCCCUAGAUCAGGCGGUUGCGGCGUUCAAGCGAGUGCCCAGCAAAGCACCAGGUCUAGACGGGUGGACAUUUGAGAUGUUAAAAAAUUUGCAGCGACCGGCUGUUGCAUCCAUCAUUUCAUUUCUUCACCACUGUGAAACUGAGGCCACUUGGCCUGCCCAGAUGGUGUUUGCACUUAUAGCCCUCCUCCCAAAAAGCGAGAAGCGGGAGAGACCAAUAGCACUUUUGCACGUGCUUUACCGCACUUGGGUGCGCAUGAGGUGGAAAUUGGUCUCCGAUUGGCAAUUCCAGUACUGUAAAGCCGCGGUCUGGGAUAAGGCAAUGCCUGGGAGUCAAGUGCUGGACGUCGCUUUGGGACGCUUACUUAGAGGCGAGGCGGCUAGACAGUCCGGUCAGCACUUAGUUACAAUUUUCAUUGAUAUGGAGACUUUCUAUGAUAGAUGCCGUUUUAACGAUGUCAUUUCUUCUGGCCUUUCUUUGGGGUACCCUCCCCUGGUAUUGCACCAGGCCCUUCUUACGUACAUGGGCCCGCGUUUUCUUCAAUCUGAAGGGUCUUUGUGCCCGGCCAUUACUCCCACGAAGGGGGUCCUGGCUGGGUGCCCGGCCGCCCCUUCUAUCAGCAAACUUGUUGUGCACCCCAUUGCAGUUGCGGCCACUUCCAAGCGUGCGACAUCCAAUUUGGACGUAUGGAUAGAUGAUCUGUCCCUUGACUGUGUCGGUGCCUCGGCCAAGCAGAUUGCCUCAGACGCUGUGCUGCUGUUUCGCAGCCUGCGUACCAGCAUCGAGGCAACUGGUGCCAAGUUGUCAUUGGAUAAGACUUCAUUUGUUGCAUCGUCCUCUAAAGCGGCUAAAUGCUUGCAGGCUGUCAGAGUUGACACAGACCCUGAAGUCCGCACCUUUGCCAGGGACUUAGGUGUCACAUCGGGGGGUGCACGCCGCAGGGUUUUGGGUUUAGCUGAGAUGAGGCGAGCUAAGGCCAGUGGCAGGGCGUCUAAACUGCGCAAGUUGGGCCUUGCCAACUUUUCACAUAAAGUGCGCAUUACCCGGGCCUCCAUAUGCUCUGCAGGUCUUUGGGGGCAUCAGGCUGCAGGCGUCAGUCCUAAGCGGCGUAAGUGGUACAGGACUCUUUGUGCCAAGGCCAUCGGCCGCCAAAAGUUAGGCUCGCUUGAUGUCUCUUUCCUUUUGUUGCGUCACAAGUGUGAGGACCCGCACCUCACCAUUUUGAAGCAGCAUUUUCGAGCGGUUGCCAGGGUUUUCCGUCGUUGGCAGAUCUCGGACCCGGAGAAAUUCAGAUCGACUUGGGCCAACAUUUGGGCUUGGCUUUCAGAGUCGCCCCAACCUUGGAAGCGCGUCAAUGGGCCCUUGGCGGCCACUUUGGCAUACUUGAUGGAUUUAGGUGUGCAAGCGCCCCAGUCCCACCGUUGGACGUGCGGCGAGUGUCUCCUUAUCAUUGAUUGGGCCAGUGUUGACGCCACCCGUCGGGUGUGGCAUUGGCUUUUGCCUAAGUGGGAGGCCGCUAGGCUGCUUCGUAUAUCUCAUCUGGAAGCCUGUGAAUCCUUAGCCUCUGGAGUCGACUUGAAGGUCCCUCACCGCUUGCUUAAGCGCAAAUUCUUCAAUAAGAGUAUGGCGACUAGUUUGCAAGCCCUUUGGCAAGGAGCACUUUUAGGUCAGAAUAAGCCCGGGUACUGUAAACUGUGUGCCUGUCCUCUCAGCUUACAGCAUGUUCUGUGGGACUGCCCUUUUCUUGUUUCUAAGUAUCCUGAACCACCGCAUUUCCCGGCCUCCCGCCGCAGUUUCCCGUGGCCAUGUCUUUGGUUGCGCGGUUUGUUGCCACAGCGUGCCACGUCGCUGGGAGGUACGGAUAAGCAGAAGGGUUUGGUUUGUGAGGGUUUGUGGAGCAGCCGACGGGUCCUUAAUAGUGAUAAUCUUGUUUUUGCUUCAGAUGCGUCGGGUGGACCAGUUGCCCGUGACCACCGCGCGGCAUGUGUUGCUUGGGCCAUUGCGGCAUAUGAGCUUGCACCGGAUGGGCCGAAGCGUGUUGCUAGCAUCACGUGCUUUCCUGAAGAGCCCCUGUCGGUGGCCAGUGCGGAACAACAGGCUGCCUUUGAGCUCUUUGGUCGUGUCUCCGGUGUUUUCGACUUGACGGUUGACUGUCAGGCAAUCACACACAUUCUACGGAAAAACAUGCCGCCCCUUGAAGGCCCGGUCCCUUGGGGUGAAAUUUGGGGUGACAGGUCAAGGGCUAAUAUCACUUGGGUGCCCAGUCAUAAAGACUCUUCCUAUUAUGCUGAAAAAGGCAUCCCUGAAUGGCGGCGUUUGCUGAACGAGGAUGUUGAUUCUUUAUGUGGCAAAAGGGCUGCGCAAGUGUUCCAAUCAGCGACUAAGCCGAAUCUUCCUGUUCUUGAUGGGCUCUGUGAAGAAAUUUGCCUGCACCUGGCUAAGAAAAUUGGCUUUGUCCUCAAGCACAAAAAAGAUAAGGGUUUCCCUUGGGUUUUUGAUAGGUGCCUCAACUCCCAGCCUUCGCCCCAGGAUGCUAAGCCCUCGAUCUUUUCCCAGGGCAAGUUUGGUAAGCCCAAAGGCGGGUCCAAGCCCAGCAGUCAGCCCAAACCCAACAAAAAACAACGCCUUAAGGAGGCUCUCGCCAACCCGGACCCUGGGCUGGGUCAUGUUUGGAAGGAUUGUGAGGCCAAAGCCAGCAACAAUUUUGCGAUCCAGUGCACCGUUUGCCAGCUUUAUGUGGAGCAGUGUAACCCUCCCGAGGUUUUUGAUCGCAAAAUGUCCAAUCCUUGUCGCGACAGAGCUGCCCCGGUUCCCGCCUGCUGGGGCAUACAUGGCAGUCAUGACAUGGUUAAUAAGGGUUCUUUCUUUAUGUGCUCCAAGUGUCUUGCCAUGGUUAAACUUGGUGCCACCUCGUCGUCGUCGGUCAUGAAGUCCACUUGCAAAGGGCUCGGGCGUAAACUUAACGCCCAAACGAGAGUGCGUUCCAUGGCCCAGGUUGAAGCUGAUACGAGCCGGUCCAUUGAGGAAUCCUUUGAGGCCAAAGAGUCAAUCCCUGCGGAGGUUGUGCAGCAAGGCGGUGGCACUGGAGUGCGCUUGCUGGCUGCACCCGUGUCAUUGGCGGUCCACGAUGGUCAUGCGACUGAUGGCUGCAACAACGCUCGCCAUGGCUUUCAUCUGAUGUAG
This is a messenger RNA of Symbiodinium sp. CCMP2592, 16557 nucleotides long. NCBI's taxonomy places the organism in Eukaryota, Dinophyceae, Suessiales, Symbiodiniaceae. The record is from the annotation of a GenBank genome assembly.